Messenger RNA from Rhipicephalus microplus (southern cattle tick), 4656 nucleotides. Its product is annotated as LHFPL tetraspan subfamily member 2a protein. Gene Ontology annotation, molecular function: metalloendopeptidase activity. Gene Ontology annotation, cellular component: plasma membrane. Gene Ontology annotation, biological process: protein processing. The record is from RefSeq and is a predicted model, not a curated record. Lineage: Eukaryota; Metazoa; Arthropoda; Arachnida; Ixodida; Ixodidae.
AGCCGCUCGCGCGCGCUCUCCGCCGCCGCUGAUGUCGGUAGACUGGCUUCGCUGUGAGCUGGCCGCACGAUCCGUUUUGUGCCGCGCGGCUGGCGAAGGCCAUGGCCGUGUUGUGUCUGCGUUUGGUGCCCGGACAAGCGUCCUAGCGCGCCGGCCGCCGCUGUCACGCCUCGCGCUGCGCUGUCAAAGGCUGGAAAGAGCGUGAAUUUGCUCUGAAGAGUCGGACUGCGCGGCGUGCUCGCUGGUGUCAGGCGUCGUCCAGUUGGGCUCAGUUUUGUGGACGUGCCAAUUCGAAGAAGCCUCUCCCAGCCUUGUGACAGUGUCGUGGACGUUGAGGCUUUUUAGUCGCCUAGUCCGUCGUGUUGACGCUACGUCGCUGUUUCGACGAGUCAAAGGCGACAGGCGAGCGAAAGUUGGCCAAAGGGUGCCCCUAGAAGAAGAAGCGCUCUGUUGGCCUGUGGCGGGCGGUGUGACGCCGUCUGAGCGAGGAGUGCCAUGGGCCACGUGAUCGUGACGUCGCGUACCCUGCUGUGGACCCUGCUGACGGUGGCCACUGCGCUUUCCAUGCUGGCGGCCGUCAUCACGCCCGCCUGGCUGGUCGGGGCGCCAAAGCGGCCGCUCAUACGUGGACGCCUGUCCGGAGCCACGAUGAGGCCGCCGCAGCUCUACAGGCCCUCCAUCGGCCUGUACAAUAGGUGCGUGAAGCUGCACCAGAUCGACGAGCUAUUCACGGACAACUGUGCGCCAUUUGUGACGUCACUGUCAAUGCCGUCAGACGAGUUCCCCAGCCCGUGGAAAGCUUCGCUGGCAUUCUUCGCUAUUGGCCUCGUGCUGAUGGCGAUGACAGUGCUGUCUGCCGUGCUCGGCUGCUGUGUCCAGAGCGUGCUGAAGAAGAGCAUCUUCACCGUGUCGGGCACUGUGCAGGCCGUCGCUGGUUUGAUGUUCCUGCUUGGGCUGCUGCUGUACCCAGCUGGCUGGGGCACUCGGAGAGUGCACACAGUGUGCGGGCCUCACUCGGAGCCUUUUAUGCUCGGUGGAUGCUCUUUAGGCUGGGCAUUCUACCUGGCCAUCGGAUCUACCCUCGUCACAUUUGUCUGUUCGGUACUGUCAGUCCAAGCUGAGGUCUCCACGUCGAGCGACAAAGUGCAGGACGAAAUCCUCGAAGGGAAGAGCCUCAUCUGCCUGGUGUAGCCAUGACAUCUUGUGCCGCACUUGCGGCCUCUGUCGGAAAAACAGACUGCACCGUCCCACUUGUGGCCCAUCGUUGUUUACACUCUGUCUGAAAGUGAACGCCUGUUAUUUUUUAGCGAAUGGCUGUAGCGCUUGCAUACCAGUUGUUCACUUGUAAGCAUGGAAAAAAAAAGCUGCUAUCUUUUCCUCGGUCUUCAGAAAAAAGGAUCCGGCAUUUUACGUAUUUUUUUGUGCAGAUGACCAACCCUAGCAUAUAAAAUUGAUACAAACAGCCACAACUCUCAUAAUGCUUCUCUUAGAUUAUUCAAAUUCAUUGAAGUAAAUUAAGCAACUAACGAACUUGAAGUUUGCAUGUUUAAAGAGAAGCUGUCACUGAAGCCUUGGUCAUUAUAGCAGAAGCAUAUAGAUAAACCUGCAUUGUUUGUUGUUCUUUGUUGCAUAACAUUUUUUAAUAGUCAUGUUUCUCUUGCGACAGUUGCAGUCGACUCUACCCACACACCAGCUGCUUCAGUGCAGCGAGCGUUGUUAUGCAGCGCCUCACCUUAAUGCGUCACCCAAGAACAGUGUGGAAAAUCAAUACGACUGAAUCUGCACUCCAGUUACAUGAGUAACCACUUCUUAAAAGUGAAUUUUAAUGAGGCUGUAGGCACAAAAAUGCAACAUUCACAAGCUUCACGCAAUUUUGUAAAAAUGCUGCCCACAAAUUGUCAUUGUGUACUCUAGGACAUAAAUCAAUGCACUCAUUUGUUUAAGUUGCUGAUAAAGAAAUACUUUCCUGGUUAUAUGUGCAUGAAACACAACAUUUCUGUUAAUUUUUAAGCUGUUUACUUUUGAGGAACUCCCACAACUAUGUACGUGGGAGUUAAUUUUGUCGUUAAUGCUAGCUGUACCUGUCGCAAGAGAUUUCUCGUACCUGGUAUAGAUGUAGCGAUCGAACUAAGGGAUGUUGCUUGAUUUUCUGUGCCGCUACGAAUGUUAACAUUUUCACAAAAAAAAAAAAACGAUGCGGAAUCGCGGAUUAUUGCACACUAUGUGCAGUAAUGCAGCAUAGUUUGCAUUUCAGCACGAGCAGCUACAUUACAGUGCAUUUUUUCGCAUUAUUAAUGUAACGUUUAUAGAGCGACUGCAAUGCGAGGAUGUUGAUCAGCGUUCAUCGUACGUAGUUUACUCUCAUCUGACUAGCUGUGAAGGAGCGUGUUUUCUUGCAACUCGCUUGAAUUAAGUAAUUUUUUAUGUUGAUGCGACUUUUCUUGUUUUCCGGACGCUAGUGAAUUGAGCAGUGCAGUAGCGCUUGUAUUUUUGACAAUGCUUCAAAGCGCUUACUUGUGUGAAAGUCUCAUGCUAAAUCACUAGCUCGUUCUCCGCGACCCUUCAGAUGGAGUGUUUCAAGUAAAAACAAUUGUUCACUAGUGUUUCAAGGUGUGGUCACAUCGCUUUUGUGUGGAUGUAAGAAGCACAUAUCAUGUGGGAGCCUUAACGUAAACAUGUGUUCAUAGAAAUGUAGUGGCGAUUUUUUUAUUUGACGUCUGAAUGAGUAAUGUGCUUGGGUUCAUGUUUUUGGUCACUCAGCCCAUUCUUUGACAUGGACACUUAAGAAGUAGAACUACAAGCGAGCCAUUCAGUAAUGCGUGGCCUAAAGUGACACAAGCACUUUAAGAGGCCGUGGCAACAUUGUAUAAAGUCUUCCAAAUCCAAGCUGCGGAGCAGACAGCUGUGGUGUUGUGCCGAAGAACAAAUCAUUACUCGUUUUAUGUAUUGUUCUACUUGCACCUGUUGAAUGAGUGUUAGUUUUCAUGACACAUUGUUUAAAAAAAACACAGCUGUUGCUAACCGGCACAAAAUUUGAAAGGUUUGAUUGUGAAAGAGCUAUGUAUGUAGCAGUCCAGGAAAUCCUUGAAUUUGAAAUAAAGUCAUCAUCCUUCUUUUUAAAGUUACCAAUGAAAGCCGAAGGAGGGACAAAGAGCUUUACGUAGCUGCUUGAAAACACUUGCACACUUACAUGAGCGAGCAGCUUUAAGUUACUAUCUUAUAUAGAGAUGUACGUUGUUAAGAAUCUCAUGUGCACUUGUAAAAAUGAAGGCAUAAAAAUGGAAGAGCUGCCUUAUAUGCUGUGAAGACUGAAGAAACGGUAGGGCUAGUGGCGUUCCCCUCCUUCUCACCCUCGCCCCCUUUCCUCCCUGCUGUGGGCAGCCUCCCUGGUUUCUCUUUCCUCUAUUUCUUGUUUUCUUUAUGCCUUUCUCUUCUACCUCUCACCCACUCGAGCUAUCGCAUCUCAUGCCAGACAAAUUGGCGCAGCAUGACAGUGUGCAUUGGGCAUACAUUUUCGGUACGCAAAGACGGAAAAGAUAAUGUAGAGAGCAAAUAUCGGGCGAGUUAUUAUUGCAUGGCAAGCACAAAGCACAGCUCAGCAAGAUGUUUUCACCACACACCAUAGAUUAUUUCUGCAAGCGCAGGCAUCUGUGCUGUUAAAAACGAAAAUGUUGCCCAUGAGUCGCGAAGCUAUCUUGACACAGCUCUGUCGCACGUCGUGGCUGCUCCAUAGUUUUUAAGGCACACAAGCUAAUACUAAACUGAAAAUUUCACUUGUCCAUGGAGCUAGAAGACUUAGAAACAUCACUAAUGCAACAGUAGGCUAAAUACGUUAACAAUGUCUCUGCCUUUCUCUAGUGCGACUGCAUGCAAUUUUCUUUCGUGCCAAAACUUCCUGCCAAGUACGUCGCUAAAAGUUGUGACAGUUGCACAGCAAUUCAUUUGUAUUACCAAAGUUGCUAGAUUUGAAACGUGUUUUCUUUCACGUCACUGCAGCAGACACUAGCAAUCACUCUAGUCUAGUUUAACAUAUGUUAAGUUGUGAUUUGUGCGGUUUGUUCGAACCUUUGGGCUAAAGUUGCAAAACAAGAUGCAACUAUCAAAACGUUAAUAAUUUACAGAUUAGAGCCAACAAAGAAAAUUUAUUUGGACAGUCAGUGGUGUAUGUCACUUGUAUGUGACUGCAUCAGAACAGUUUCAUAUGUGUAUGAAAAUGUGCGGAGAUUACUUUGAAUACCUUCAUUUAGCCUCGUGCAAUUUUUGGUCUUGCUGAAAUCUUGGCUAAAGUGCACCAGUGCAUGUUCAGAAAGAUGACCAAAGGGCAUCUCAACCACCUUUAAUCGAGCGAAAGACUAGCCCCUGUUGUACUAUCCUUUAUGUGACCUUAAAGACAUUCAUUAAGAAAAUGGUUCUUUACACAUUGUCGUUUUGUGGUUGAAGAGAUGAAAAAAAAGGGGGGGGAAUGCUUGAAUGUGACGUGAAACUAUGUGCUGUGCAAACAAGCUACACGUCCCACGCACCCUUGCAAGUUGGACUGUUGUUUAUCACCUGUUUUAUGAAUAGUGCAAGAUCUUUUUGUGCUUGCUUGUCUGAUGACAGAACUGUUGUAUUUUGAAUAUAAAAGAUGUAAAAAAAAAUUGUGCAUUUACAUCACUG